This is a messenger RNA of Procambarus clarkii (red swamp crayfish), 9091 nucleotides long. It is a transcript of the gene Egfr, whose product is annotated as epidermal growth factor receptor. Lineage: Eukaryota; Metazoa; Arthropoda; Malacostraca; Decapoda; Cambaridae. The record is from RefSeq and is a predicted model, not a curated record. Gene Ontology annotation, biological process: cell surface receptor protein tyrosine kinase signaling pathway; neurogenesis; multicellular organism development. Gene Ontology annotation, molecular function: transmembrane receptor protein tyrosine kinase activity; ATP binding. Gene Ontology annotation, cellular component: plasma membrane; signaling receptor complex; basal plasma membrane.
UUCGCCUCAGAGAUGACGAGAGAGUCUUGAGGGAGGGUGUGCGUGGCUCCCGCUCCGACAAACACAACCAAACACAACACGCUUCUCGGGGAAAAAUCAUUGUUUUUGUUUACAAAGUGGCGUCCCCCAAGGAACCGGGAGGCCUCUUGUGUUUUUGUUAUACAGAAAACGUGGGAUGAUAUUUGCUUGAAGUGGUAAAAAAUAUAUUAGUCUUGCGCUGAGCAAGAUUUGGGUUAAUGUUACAUGGCUCUUUAUGUCACGUAUUUUAAGUGCUUGAAAUUCUGUGAAGAAUAUUAGUGAAAAACAAAACCGGAUUUAUUGUGAAAGUUGUUGUUGUAAAAGAGUGUUACUGAUGUGAGGUGUGGUUAGUGAGCCGUGUUAACUUAACCUUGGAUUACCUGUGGUUGCUGUACACGAAGCAGGAGUGACCAUGGGCGUCCUGGUGACCAGAUGAGGGGUGUAAGGGCGGCGCCGCGGCCCUGCCUUCACUACGGGCCCUGUAGGAGUUGUGUGGGAGUCCUGUAGGAGCCAUGGUGGGAGUCACCCGCCCUGGGCCCCCACAUCGCCGGCUCCCGUCCGCCAGACGCACCUCAAGAUGCACGAUGAGUCCGGCGGACGGCUAAAACACCCUCAUGGAUUCGCUAAAUUCUGACGUGUAUUAUACAAGACUUCUAGUGCCAUAUAGAGAGAUUAUAGAGCUAUAUAGAUAAUAUAUAUAUAGAUAUAUAUAUAUACAUAUAAUAUAUGCAAGAGUGUAUAUGAGUGUGGUGGUGUAGAGGGGAUGGCCCGUGUGCUGGAGCCAGCUUACCUCCUGUUGGCCCUCUGUGCCGCCUUUGCCUCCGGCUGGGCCGACAAGUCCACCGACUUCAUCAAGGGCAAGAUAUGCAUCGGGACGACGGGCCGCAUGUCGGUGCCCUCCAACCGGGACCACCACUACCGCAACCUCCGGGACCGCUUCAUCAACUGCACCUACGUGGACGGUAACCUGGAGCUCACCUGGCUCCAGGACGAGAACCUGGACCUCUCCUUCCUGCAGUACAUCCGCGAGGUGACCGGGUACCUGCUCAUCUCCCACGUGGACGUGAAGAAGAUCGUGCUGCCCUCUCUACAGAUCAUCCGAGGCCGGACGCUCUUCAAGGUGUCCGUCAACGACGAGAGCUUCGCCCUCCUCGUCACACUCUCCAAGAUGCACACCCUGGAGAUGCCUGCUCUCAGGGAUAUCCUGCAGGGGAGUGUUGGGGUGAUCAACAACUACAACCUGUGCCACAUGGAGACCAUCGUCUGGAAGGAGAUAAUGUCUGACGCCAGCGCCCAGUACAUGUUCGUAUACAACUUCACGGAGCCGCAGAGGACGUGUCACUGCGACAAGGCAUGCAAGAAGGGUUGCUGGGGUGAAGGGGAACAUAACUGCCAAAAGUUUAGCAAGUUGACGUGCUCGCCCCAGUGCAGCCAGGGGCGCUGCUAUGGUCCGGGCCCUCGAGACUGCUGUCAUCUUUUCUGCGCUGGCGGCUGCACUGGGCCCACCCAGCGGGACUGUCUGGCCUGCGGCAACUUUUAUGAUGACGGGGAAUGCAAGCUCGAGUGUCCACCGAUGCAACGCUAUAACACCAUCACAUACUCAUGGGAGACAAACCCUAAUGGCAAGUAUGCUUAUGGGGCCACUUGUGUGAAGAACUGCCCAGAACACCUGCUGAAGGACAAUGGAGCCUGUGUCAGAUCCUGUCCAAAGGGAAAGAAGGCCGUGGAUGGCGAGUGUGUGCCUUGCAGUGGGCCAUGUCCCAAGACCUGCCCAGGAGAUAAGUUUAUAAAUGCUGGAAAUAUCGAUACUUUCAAAGGGUGUACAAUUUUUGAUGGCUCCCUCACCAUCAUGGAUCACUCCUUUGAUGGGUACCAGAACGUGUUUCCUAAUUAUACUUUUGGGGAGAAGUACCCGAGGAUGCACCCAUCAAAGCUGGAGGUGCUCAGCACACUCAAGGAAGUGACAGGUUAUAUCAACAUUCAGGCAACACAUCCAGAGUUUACUAAUCUCUCCUUCUUGAGGAACUUGGAGGUGAUUGGUGGUCGGGUCCUAACAGAAUAUUUCUCCUCUCUAUAUAUCAUCAAAACGUCACUUAAGAGUCUUAAUCUUAGGUCAUUAAAUAGAAUUCGGUCUGGGAAAGUUUGUAUUCUGGAAAAUAAAGAACUAUGUUUUAUAGAGAAGAUAAACUGGAAAAAAUUCAUCGGUAAUGGGGACGACACUAAGGCAAACUCACUGACACUGUUGCAGAACAAUGCAGACAGUGAGCAAUGUAUGGCUGAGGGCUUGGUGUGUCACAACGAGUGUAGUGAUGAGGGAUGCUGGGGUACCGGUGAAAAUGAGUGCCUGUCGUGUAGAAACUUCAAGUUAGGUGAACGAUGCCUUAACAACUGUAACAUUUCUGGAAUUUACCAGAUCGAUAAAAAAGUAUGUGGUUUCUGUCACGAAGAAUGUGCCAGUAGUUGUCAUGGACCAGAUUCCAGCCACUGCAACCAAUGCGAGAAUGUGAAAGAUGGACCGUACUGUGUGGAGAGAUGCCCAGAUACCAAAUAUAAUGAUAACGGUGAGUGUAGGUUAUGUCAUGAAAACUGUGUUGGUGGGUGUAAUGGUCCUGAAAAUACUAUAGGAAAACAUGGGUGUACAUCAUGCAAGAAAGCUGUGAUCAAUGGGGACCUGGAGGUGCAAUACUGUCUGUCUGAAAAUGAAUCCUGCCCUAAUGGGUAUUUCUCUGAGUGGGUGGUGCAUCAGGAAACUGGAGACCUGAGAAGACUAGCAGGGAAGACCAUCUGUCGACGCUGUCACCCGCGCUGCAAAAACUGCACAGCCUAUGGCUUCCACAUUAGUGUAUGCCAUGAGUGUGUGAGCUACAGGAGGGGAGAGCACUGUGAGGACGAGUGUCCCCAAGACCACUAUGCUGAUGAAAAGCUCCACGAGUGCUUCAAGUGCUCAUCAGAAUGUUCCAAUGGGUGUUCUGGGCCGCUGGAGUCAGAGUGCCAGACGUGUCGCAACUACAGGAUCUACCUGGAUGGGGAGCCUGGUAUGAACAACACAAAGUUCACCUGCACUGCUUUCUGCCCAUCUGAACUGCCUUACAAGAUCUUUCCAGAAGAUGCCUCUGAUCCUUACUGUGGCAAGGACCCACUGCCACUCCCAAUGGACGACGAGAGCAUCCCAGCUAUCUUGGGAGGGACUCUUGGCUGUGUGUUUCUGCUGUGCACCUUCCUGGCAGUAUUCUGCUACUUGUGGUGGCAGCGCAACAAAACCAAAGAGGCGGCACUCAAGAUGACUAUGACCAUGAUGCCCUAUGACGACAAUGAGCCCCUCAAGCCCACCAACAUAAAACCAAAUUUGGCUAAACUGCGAAUCGUGAAGGAGGCUGAGCUGCGCAAGGGUGGAAUUCUGGGCUAUGGUGCUUUUGGGACUGUGUAUAAGGGUGUCUGGGUUCCAGAGGGAGAAAAUGUCAAGAUUCCUGUGGCUAUCAAGGUUUUGCGAGAAGGAACUGGAACUAAUGUUAACAAGGAGAUUCUGGAAGAAGCGUACAUCAUGGCUUCUGUGGACCAUCCAAACCUUCUCCAGCUUCUGGCUGUGUGCAUGACCACUCAGAUUAUGCUGGUCACACAGCUCAUGCCCCUUGGCUGCCUCUUGGAUUAUGUCCGCAAUAACAAAGACAAGAUUGGAUCCAAACCGCUCUUAAAUUGGUGUACCCAAAUUGCACGUGGAAUGGCAUAUCUUGAAGACCGGCGUCUUGUGCAUCGUGACCUUGCAGCAAGAAAUGUCUUAGUACAGACUCCAAAUUGUGUUAAAAUCACUGACUUUGGUUUAGCCAAACUUUUGGACUACAAUGAAGACGAGUACAAAGCAGCUGGAGGAAAGAUGCCCAUCAAGUGGUUAGCCCUUGAAUGUAUACAGCAUAGAAUCUUCACACACAAGUCUGAUGUUUGGGCUUUUGGUGUGACAGUAUGGGAGAUAUUAGCAUAUGGUGGGAGGCCCUAUGAAGAUAUCCCUGCACGAGAAGUACCUGACCUUUUAGAAAAAGGCGAACGUUUACCCCAGCCAGCUAUAUGCACAAUUGAUGUCUACAUGCUCAUGAUUCGCUGCUGGAUGUUGGAUGCUGAAAGUCGCCCGAGCUUUCGUGAGCUGGCUGAGGAAUUUGCCAAGAUGGCAAGAGACCCUGGCCGAUUCCUGGUGAUACCAGGAGAUAAACUGAUGCGGUUGCCAUCUUAUACGCCACAAGAUGAAAGAGAAUUGAUCCGCUCAUUGUCAUCAGCCAUCGAGGGUGAAGGCAUUGUGAUGGCUGCAGAAGAAUAUUUACAACCUAAGUAUGGCAGUGGAAGUGUAGGUGUGACAGGUACUACCACCACCUCCUCAACUUCAACUUCUGACCCCACAACUCCAGUCAAGAAGACUGCAGGAGGGUAUACCUUGGGUGUUGGUGCAGAAUAUAUAUCAGGAAGAGCAGAAUCUCCCCAGAACCGUCAUAAUCUACAGAGAGAGAGGAAAUAUGCACAUUUAGAGGCUGGAGCCGUAGGAUCUCCAGGACAGAGGCCACGAGGCGAUUCUCUUACUUCACGCUACUGCUCCGAUCCGCUCAAGAUGCUAGGUAAAGAUGUUGGUGAUGAUGAUUGCUUUAAUGGUCAUGGACCACCCCAAUCAGCGCCCAGCUACGGGUGGGUUGGGGAUCUCCGGCUUGAUCUCCCUGUUGAUGAGGACGACUACUUGAUGCCAUCACCCCAACCAUCAGGUUUAGCCACAGUGGGUCCUUCACAUCAACAUUAUAUGGACCUAAUGGCUGAUGCUCCAGAUGGACGCAGAAAUGAUCACAACCAGAUCCGUGGAUUUAAGGGACCCAAUGGAACAGCUGGUCAGCAGUGGGUGGGCAUGGACAAUCCUGAAUAUCACAUGAUGAAUGCACGUGCUCAGAUGUAUGCUGGACGCCGCAUACACCCUCAGCAGACUGUAGGAGUGCCAGUACUAGAGCCAGGACGUUUCAGUAGCUAUGGUGGUAGUAGUGGACACAGCAGUGUCAGCAGCAAUGGUCAUACUCAGCAUCAUCCUCCACAAGAGAUGCCCCAUGAAUAUUAUAAUGAGCUCUCGCCUCACUCGCCUCACACUCUGGCAGCACGUAGUGAAACUACAGUCUGAAUGUUCAGAAAACCUCAUUCUUUGUCUCGCCCAGUGCAAGAUUUAAUGAAAAGAAAGUUCAAAAACAUUGGAUUGGUUAGUGAUGAGUGCUUGUAUAUGAAUUUAACCGGAACUUUCAAACCUUCUUUGCCGAGUCUGUGUCUACAAGAUGCAGCACAAAUAGCCUUGACUAUAGUGAAGUGUGGUAUGUACCGGUACAACUUGUGUCGUAAUGGAUAUUUAUAAGGGUUAGAGGAAUUAAAGAGUGUGGGGGACAUUUUUGGAAAUGCUCUUGUAAAACAACUGUGGUUAAACAAAAAUGAUAUGACUUGUGGAACACUGAAAACAUAAGGUUAUACAGUUUAACAAUUAUACUCCAAUAUUGCACUCUUAAUAUGUGAUAUACAAAGAUGCCAAUUUUUUAAUUCAUAUAAUGGACAUCUGGGUAUUGUGGCUAACAAUACUCUUUCUGAUUAGUGUUGGGGUAGUUGACUCAAUAAUUAUUGAUGAAUCGGACUGGCUGUAACUAGUCCGUUUGCAAGAGCUCCAAAAAGCUCACCUUUUCUGUGAUUUUAAAUAUAGUUUUACAUCUUGACCAUUUUGCAAGUGUUGCAAUAGAAUUAAUUUAAAAUGAAACCUUCUGGCGAAUAUGAACUGGGGAAAGUUUAUAAUUAGUGUUAAUAUCAACAGAUAAUAUCCUUUGAAAAUGGUGACCCAAGAUAUUGUUGACUUUAUUAUAUUUAACAUCAAUUUUAGUGAUGAUGUGGAAUUGCCAUCGAUAGUGACUUAAGGUGUGACAUCCAUCUUCAAAUAGGAAGAGGCUCUUCAUUAGUCUUAUAAGGUGCCCAAGAACUAGGCCUAACGAGUACAACAUAAUGGUCAAUAGUCAAUUCCUAAGUGCUGGCUAAACAUUUUUAGCUGUAUAUUUUGUUAAUGUAGAAUUGAAAUAUGAAAUCAUGAUCCUUGUUUUGCAAACAUUUAAGAUUUUUUAAUGAGAUGUAUAUUAAUCUCUCUAGAUUGAUAUUUUUAGUCAUUUUAUCACUAUUUAAAAUCAAACUUUUGAAUAAGGAAAUGUAUUCAUAUUAGAUUCAAGUUAUACACUAGUUUCUCAUGGUAACAUCAAUGUUCCACAUUUCUGCAAACCACUCAUUGAUAAAUUAGAAUUUGUUAUAACAAUGCUGCUUGCUUUUCCAGGUGUUAUAUGAUUCAUAAUAUGAAAUAAUCAUAAGUAUUGGUUAGUAAGAAGAGUGCAUGUUAACCAAAUCACAAAUCAUUGAGCUGGAGAUGCAGACAUGCAUAAUGCUGGAGACGCUACUAUUUCGUAGUGGUUGAAUGAAGGUGAAGGGGAGAGACUAAUGUGUGCAAGUGUAUUAAAAGACAAAUUUUCAAAUAUAAUCUACAUCCUUUCUCAAGGUGCUGUGUAUAACAUUGUAUAAAGUACCUUGAGAAAGGAUGUAGGUUACAUCCAAAAAUUGUGUUUUUAAUACAUUUGUGCAUAUAUUGGGUCUCUCCUUCAUCUUUAUAUAUAAUGUUUCUAUGCAUUAGGACUUGACUCUUGAUGCUCAAAGACAAAAUAAAUAUACAAUGCUUCAUUCCUCACUCAUGCCAUCAUCUCAACCUUUUUAGUCAUCUCACAACUUUGUAAAACAAAACAAAAAUAUGUGAUUGAUUUUGUCAACCUGAUUCUUUGUCAGUACUGCACAGUACAAGAUAUUUUUCUGAUGUACCGCAAAUAGUACAUUGAAAUGCUCUUCGAGGGUAAUGGUCACUAGUUCCAUAUGUAGUAUUGACCACUCUUAGUUGCCAAGUUUAUCCCUGGUCACUUUAAAAAUGUGUACUGGAACUGCUGAAAUCAACUGCGUUCAAGAUGAUAGGUUUUACAAGUGCCAAAAGUUUAGUAUUUCUACUCUGCCAUCUUAUUAUAAGGCAGACCAAGCAGUUGCCAUUUUAAUGUUUGCCUCUGCAUUAUUGCACAGAUGGUUUAUUUUGAAAACCAAAGGAAUGGGUUUUAAAGUCAGUGGAAAAAGUUCUUCAAAAUCUUCAGUAAACCUGAAUCUGUGUUUGAAAAUAUUUAGAUGUUAAGCCUAUUAUUCAUAAAUGAUAAAUAUUUUAUAUUUACUUUUUGUAAUUAAGCAGUUUUGCGGUUUUACUCCUUGCAUUUUUCAUUCGCACAAUGCAUUGGUGUUGGUACCUUAAGUAAACAGUGUAUAAUUCAAUAUAUACUAUUAUAUUUACUUUUGAGACAACACCUAGAAUAUAGUACAAAUCAGUUCUUCUGUUACCCAUUCCAGUUCCUGUGCUUGGUCUGUCACAUUGCACAAAUAUGAAUAAAGAUCAUUCUUGACAGCUCGUGCAAUAUUCUCAGUGCGUAAAUAUUGCUGUCACUUUUGCUUAAUUUCAUUGAAAUUCUUGGUAGCUUCAAGCUUAUGAGAAUAAAAAACAUUGUUUGGUUUGACAAUGGUAUUAAAGAAGUCUGUUGUCUAUCAGUUUUUCUGUUCUGUGUACAGUGUUUAUUUGAAUUUGUAAGAUUUUAAAAUUGAUGUGCAUGUGUGGACAUAUGGGUUUCUUGUGAGUUACAUUUUAAUAAAAUUCUAGCUUAAUAUAAUAACUUUCAGAACUAAAUUUAGGACAAUAGUCAUGUAUUUCUGAUAAGUGAUUUGCCAUACAGUAUACUAUACUUCCAAAAUCAAUUUCCUUGGUUUAUUUUGACGGUUAACAUGUUUACUAAUUUGAAUGAGAUAAUCCAUAGUGAAAUAAAAUCAGUUCUUAGUUCUGUACAUCAUUUUUAUUUCAUAGCAGGGACAUUAAUAUUAUGCUCUAAACACACACACACAAAACGUCUGUUUCUGUGAGACUUCCUCUCACUCACAUACUAACAUUCAUUCAUUCUCUCUCUCACUUUUUCAAAGAGAUAACUAUACACUCGUACACAAAUUAGACACAGCAGUCAGCAAGGGAGAUGCACAACCUCUAACUAAAUCUUUUUUCCACCCAUCAUAAUCCACUGCAUAUAAAUGUACAAUAUUGUAUAAUAUAUAUAAUUUGUUGGCCAAAUACAGAUGUCUCAAAAAGUAGUCAUUCAUAUAUUGCAGACUUUUUGAGUCAUCUGUGCAUUCUGUGCAUUCUUAACUUCUCAGUCAGGGACCUGUAAAUGUUUUGUAUAAAGAUAAAAUGCAUGAUGAAUAAAUUUGAACCGAGAUAUUUUAUAAAUGACCCAAUUUAUUUUUGCAUGAUGAACAAAAUAAAUAAAGAGUUCAGAUUUUAGUCAUGCAUUAUUGUAUUGUGGGAUGAAUUUAUUGCCAUGGUUCUGGAGCAAGACAAAGAUGGAUUCAGUUAAAAGAAUACAAGUCACAAUACCAUGACUGAAAUCUAUGCACAACCACUCAAGCUGGUGGGCUUUUGUGCACUAGAUUCAGUUAUACUGUAGUUGUGUCCCACCCAUUGGUACAAAAUGAAAUGUCCAAUAAGGAGGUGUUAAGUAUGAUUGGUAAAGUGGCAGUUUUGAAAUAAUCAAAAUUUCCAUUAAGUGACUUGUCAAAAUCCACAUUAUUGAUCAAUAACUCUAUCUUCUAUUUCUUAUAUAUUAUUGUAAAUAAUGGGCUGUAAAUUGUUUAUAUUUUUAGAGCAGAUUUUAUCAUUUGUCCUAUUUGAAUACAGUAAGUUUUGUACUUAAUGGGAUUAUGUACUUACAUAUUCAACUUAAUUCUUCCUUGCUUGGUAGAAAUCAAUCAUAAAUGUGGAGUAGCCAGUGUGGUAAGCCUGUGAUGCAAUUGACACAAGGCUCUCUAUCAUACUUAAGAUAUUAGAGAGGAAAUCUAAAGUGUAUUAUGGCUUCUGACCUGGUUACAUGCAGCUGUAGCCAUCAAGAGUUGAUAUGGUUGUGGACUGAUAUCUAACACAUAGGCAAGAAAAAUGUAUCUAUACCACAAAUUUUGCAAUAAAAGGUCAUUUUGA